Molecule: messenger RNA, 893 nt
Organism: Dermacentor andersoni
Lineage: Eukaryota; Metazoa; Arthropoda; Arachnida; Ixodida; Ixodidae
Source: RefSeq, a predicted model, not a curated record
GCAACAGGUGUGUGAGCAAAUGCAUUGAUUUUGGUAUUGACCAUGUCGAAGUUUUACUGCUGCGUGGAGUACUGCUUCACAAAACAAGGAAACGGUAUAGCAAUGCAUCAAUUUCCUACCGUAGAACCUCUACGAAAGCAGUGGAUUGAUUUUGUGCGCGCCACUAAACGCGAUGGAUGGAAUCUGCGGCGUAGCAAUCGCAUCUGUUCGCUACAUUUUGAGGCUAAUUGCUUUAUGCAAAAUCCGCGAUUUUUAGCGCAGUUUGGUUUUGCGACGAAUAGACUUCGUCUCGAGCCUAAUGCCAUCCCGAGCAUUUACCCCGCCAUUUGCCGCCCUCGAGCAAAAGCAGCUACUGCAGCCCCCAAGCAUCCUCGCCGCGAGUUUGGCGAAGGGGAGCCACGAGCGCCUACUUCCUUGGUGCAGAUGUCGCUGGAGCGCAGCUUCGCCGACCCGAUAUACAUGCCUACUAACUCGGGACAAAUAAAAGUGGAUGCACAGACACAGUAUGCUGUCGCAGUGGCCUCAAAGACUGCCCAGGUGGCUAUGAUGCCAGGGGAAAGAACUGUACAUGGCGAAAGACGCCGAAUGGCAAAAGAUAUGGAGUGCCAGACUGACUUAUAGUAUCAGAAGAGGUGAAGCAGUGGGCUCUCUACAACGACACUGUUCAGACCCACCUCAAACGUGUAUGUUGGAGAUUGAUCUGAAUGCCACGGUACUUGUCAUGGCAGGCAACAUGUAUGUUGACUGUCAUGACAAGUACUCUCGCGUUCGGAGCCGUCUCUAGUACACAUGUUACAGAUGCAUCUGAAUGCUGCCAUUGCAGAGAGCCCACUACUGUCGUGACAAGACAAAGAAGCCUUGCAGCAAUCAUUCCAACCAUUCUGGAUCAAAUA